Pyrenophora tritici-repentis Pt-1C-BFP is the source of this 853-nucleotide messenger RNA. Its product is annotated as Tymo-45kd-70kd domain containing protein. The record is from RefSeq and is a predicted model, not a curated record. NCBI's taxonomy places the organism in Eukaryota, Fungi, Ascomycota, Dothideomycetes, Pleosporales, Pleosporaceae.
GUCAUCCAUCACAUUCUCUUCAGUUUGAUCCUUGUCAACGGCACCCACACUCAUUUGGGCUAUUUGUUUACUCCAAGACCUUCCUGUCUUUUCCAUCUACCCGUUCGGACAAAAGCUUAUCCCAUUCCGUUCCAUUCAACCACAUUUUCUUCACCUCUCAACCGUCUUCACACAUUAUAUACCCAACCCACCCAGCAAACAUGAAGACCUUCACCACCACCACCGCUCUUUUCACCGCAUUCAUCGCCCUCGUAGCUGCCACACCCCUCAACCACGCCGGCCCCUCCCAGGGCACCGGCGCAGGCUCACCACACUUUCACGGCGGUCACAACGGCAGCCACCACCAUCCCAGCAUGAACAAUGGCAACCACACCAUAAACGGUACAUCCACCAUCCGUAUGACGGUUACCCACACACGUACAUCGACUAUCUUCGCCGAGCCUACACAGUUCAACAACAGUGCGCCGGCAAUGGCUACAGAUGGCAUCUCUGCGCCGUUUACACCUAUCGACAUGGCUAAUGCAACGCCGACACCGUCGAGUGACGAGUCUGACGACGCCGGACUCGCUGCCGCGACGGGCCUUUGGUGAUUCUAAAACAGCCUGACCGGGUGUGCAUCGCAAGUCGACACGAAGACUACUGCCUGCCGUCUUACCUCGGCGCCUUUGCAAGCAUGUGACCAAAAAAUAACUAAAAAGCGUGGAGAACACAGAUAUGGUGUUGACUGUUGUGGAGUGGUGUUUCUUCUUUUGGGAUUGGGUCUGGGUACAGUGGAAGAAAAUACGCGGUAUUGAGUACCUUGUAUAUAUAUCAAAUUAUCUUCUUGUAUCAAAUAUACCAUCGCUUACGUUUC